Rhodamnia argentea is the source of this 2783-nucleotide messenger RNA. RefSeq names its product meiosis-specific protein ASY3. Bases 193 to 2556 code for a protein of 787 amino acids. Gene Ontology annotation, biological process: meiotic cell cycle. Lineage: Eukaryota; Viridiplantae; Streptophyta; Magnoliopsida; Myrtales; Myrtaceae. The record is from RefSeq and is a predicted model, not a curated record. The transcript has 10 exons.
UGUUCCCGCCCAAGUUCACUGCUAGUCGAUUCUCCUUCUUCUUCUUCUUCUUCUUCAAGCGACUUCGAGAGACUGAGCGAAAGCUUCGCUUCUCUCUCUCUCUCCACGAAGUCUCGGUAGUCGACAUUUCUGAUCGAGCCUCACCUCUCCCUGGAUCGCCGAAGUCUGCGCUUGCUGCGUCUUCAGAAUCAGAUGAGUGGCAAUCGCAGUUAUGGAAGUAACUUCUUUACAAGCAGCCAAUCAAGGAAAAUUUCCAUAGGAAUUAUGGUGGACUCAUCAGCAAGGAGGAUACCUGGACCAGUGAGGGACGAUGAGGGUUCAGUGCCAACUGAGUUUGGUGUAGACGCUAACAAACAAGAUUUACCUGGAGGAGGUGUAGCAGCUAUUGACAGAGCAAGGCAAAAUGAAUGUCAGGAGCAUGAAGGAUCCCCAUGGAUUACCAAGAGAUCUAAUUACAAAAACUCAGCAGGCUCAGAAAGUGUAUUGCGUGCAAAGCUUACUGGAACUAAAACAGACAAAAAUGAGAUGCACAGCAAAGCCAAUGGAUUGAAAGGUGCACCAGUGGAUCACUCAGUUCAACUUUUUCCCAAACAGGCCUCAGUUUUACAGUCUGAUCAUGUCAGCCAGAAAAGGUUCGAUGACCACAAGAUGAAUGAAGAGAGGAAUGAAAUUGCAGAGACUGUGCAUAAGUGUGCAUCUUCGACUGUAAGGGUAGCGCUUACAUCAAAUGGAACAACUCUGGGGGACAGGACUGGAAGUAAAGUGAAGAAUCAAAGUGAAUCUUUGAGGAUCAAGCUCCGGGAGUUGCUGGAAACUGUUUCCUCACCUAACAAAGAGAAGUCCAGCUGGCAGCCUGUUGAGGUUGGUGUCACCUCGCUUCAGUCAGAGCAGAACUUGAAUCGAACAGUUGAUACAGUUGCUAAGCCUAAACAAAAUUCAGAUACGAUAGAGAACGAUUCUGAAAGCCCAGAUUGUUCAAAUAGAAGGCCAGUGACUCGAGCUUUGACCCGAAAAAAAGCCUCAAGUAAGUCACGUCUGAAGAAAUUAGAAAGUGGCCUUCUCUCGUCUUACAAACAGAAAUCCAAGGAAAGAAAUAGCUUUAGGUUUGAAGAGGGGCACAUUGGAAUACGAGGCACUGCCAAAGGAAGUUCUUCAAAAGUUAUCAGCAACCAGAAAACUGGGAGAAAAUAUGCCAGAACUGAUCCACGGAAGCUUUCAUUUUCGUCAAAGAACAAUCAGGAUGAGAAUCAGCGCUCAACUGACAGAAAUAAAAAUUCACCAUCAGAGGAAAGAUCAUCUCCACAUGGUUACAGAAGACGAAGCUUGCUUAACGUCACUUUGCCUGUCGACAUCAAACCAAAAAAGAUUUGUCGAGAAAAAGAUCUCCCGAAGCAACCAGCAGUAAGCAAACCAUGUCAGCAUGAAGCUAUUAACAGCCCAGCUUUAGCCAAUAAUAAGGACCAGAGAGAAUGUACUGGUAACACAUUCCCAAAAGUUUAUGUUGAUCAACAAGAUGAUUCCCCAAGUCCAACACUUCAAAGAACUCGGAUGGCGGGCUCCUCGCCAAGUCCAUUGACUCAAGAAGACCAGGUGGAGCAGGAAGCUGGUAAUUUUGUGCGAGGAAAAGGAAUUUUUGACAAGGAAGAUAUCUUCGGCUUCAAGAGUUUUCAUUCAAGGAAGCUUCAAGAUGGAUCUAGGGUGCAAUCUGAAGCUUUUGAAGUUGCAAAGGAGCUUCCAGAUUCUCCUCUGAGAAAUGCAGUCCUUUCGAAGGAGAAAGACGUAGAUCAUAGCUCAUCUGAAUCAUCAUCUGAAGAGAAAGAGUCAGAGAGCUCUGAGGAAGAAGGUCCUCACAAAGAGGAGGCAUUCUCACCAGAAACUGGUGUUGCUGAGAAACUGAAGUUUAUGCUGCAUAGAACUAAGAGGCAGUGCAGUGAUGGAGGAAUUAAGUCUUGUGACUCUGAUCCCGCCUCAAGCUCUCCAAAAGAGACUGGAGAAAGCAAUUUGCUGCGACAUACAGUGGAAGAAAAUACAGAGGAUGGACAUGCAAGGGAUUUUGGAUUGCUUGCCUUGGCCUUAGAGAAGCUUAAAAGCAAGUUGAAGUCAGUUACCAGGAAGAAGUCUGCUGAAAUUAUGACAUCCGUUACUGAGAGGAUUCGUGUGCAACUGCAAACUGUUGAGUCUCAAAUUCAAUCAGACAUGGGGAAGCUUAAAAGCCUAAACAAACAAAAAAGGAAACGUCUAGAAACAGAAUUCCAAGAGCAAGAUGAACAACUCAACUUGAUUCACGGGAAUUUCAUAAAAGAAAUUAAUCGGCACCUUCAGAGUUUCAAAGGGACAAUUGAAGGUCUUGAGAAGAACAAAUUACAGUUGGCAGAAGUUAUGGAGAAGCAGAAAGCUUCACACAAGAAACUUAUCUUGCAACUGGAAGAAGCAAUUGGGACCCAACUCCAUGAUGCUGAGAAAAGGAUCUCAGACAUGAACAAGUUGGCGAGGGAGCAAAUGCUCCAGUUGAAACUUGUCAUGGAGAAGUGUUUAGAAGGCGGACUUCUAUCUUGAAAUCGAGUCUACUUUGGUUGGCAAACGGCAUCCGCUCUGGGGACCGGUUUGGAGGAUGGUAAACCAUACGAAGAGCCUGAAACUAAUCAGUCUUUCUAAUCUGAAACAUCUUUCAUACUUUAUGCUUUUGCUUGUACAUUCUCAUAUUUAGAUCUCCACCAUCGACGGUGGUAACGUAGGCCCACUCCGUUCUUGAUAUUGCUUUUUGAGGGUAACAAGGUUAUAGA